AUGUCAUUAGAAAAAAGUACUACUACUAAUGCCAUUAUCCUAAAUAUUAAACCCAAAACUUUGUCCAAAAACUUGUUCUUGAAUGGAAUUUUAUGCAAAACCCUAGUCUUCUUAACCCUAAUUCUAUAUCUAGUAUACUUUUUCUUAUCAUCAUCAUCAACAACAACAACAACCCUAUUACAAUUUCCCCCCACAAAAAACAUCAUCAAAUCAUCAAAACAAUAUUAUUUUAAUUCCAAUAAUAUUAAAACCAAUAUUAGCCAUUUAGUUUUUGGAAUUGCAGCCUCAUCAAACACAUGGGGUAAAAAAAAAUGUUACAUAAAUUCUUGGUGGAAACCAAAUAUAACUAAGGGUUAUCUUUUCUUAGAUAGAACCCCAAAUGAUGAACACUUACCAUGGCCUAAUUCAUCUCCUCCUUAUAGAAUUUCUAGUGACAAUUCGCGAUACAUGCCUUACAACAAACAUGGAAUGCCAUUCGCGAUUAGAAUGGUGAGAGUGAUUCAAGAGACGUUCAUGGAAGAACAUGACUCUAGUACUGUUAGAUGGUACGUUAUGGCUGACGAUGACACUGUAUUGAUGAUUGAAAAUUUGGUCAAUGUGUUAUCAAAGUAUGAUCAUAUGAAAUACUAUUAUGUUGGGAUGAAUUCAGAGUGUAUUGUGAGUAAUUUUGGAAUGUCAUUUCAAAUGGCAUUUGGUGGUGGUGGUUAUGCAUUGAGUUACCCUUUAGCACAAACUUUGGCUAAGAAUAUGGAUACUUGUAUUAAGAGGUAUCCAUAUUUGUAUGGAAGUGAUCACAUUUUACAAGCUUGUAUUGCUGAUUUAGGAGUCACCAUUACACUAGAAAAAGGGUUUCAUCAAAUCGACUUGCGUCGCGAUAUAUCAGGAUUUUUAUCAGCUCAUCCACAAUCACCAUUCAUAUCACUCCAUCAUCUUGACUUAGUAUCACCAAUUUUUCCUUCAAUGAACCAUUAUGAUGCCUUAAAUCAUCUAAUGAAAGCUGCAAGUGUUGAUCAAUCUAGACUACUACAACAAAGUACAUGUUACAAUAAGAGACACAAUUGGACGUUUUCAGUAUCAUGGGGAUAUUCAGUACAAAUUUAUGACAAAAUUAUAUCACAAAGUUAUCUUCAAACUCCAAUUGAGACAUUUGGUGAAUGGAGAAAAGGUGCAUGGCCACCUUACAUGUUUAAUGUUAGAAAAUUCAACAAUAAUAAUAAUUUUUCAUGUGAUGAAGUUCCAAAUAUUUUGUUUUUUGAUUCUUUGGAGGGUACUAGGUUGAAUCAUAUUGUGACAACAUAUGUCAAGAAAAAUCAUAGGAUUUGUGCCAAUAAUGAUGAUGAUCAUUCUUCUAAUGGUGUCAUGAAAGUUCAUGUGUUCUCACCUAUGGAUAAGCUUCAUGUGGGGGAUGGUAACAGAAGAGAAUGUUGUGACAUUAUUCAACCAAUUGGAAUGGACUCAAUGGCCAUCAAACUUAGGACUUGUAUGAAACAUGAAAUUAUUGCAUGA
Messenger RNA from Solanum verrucosum, 1506 nucleotides. RefSeq lists its product as uncharacterized. Gene Ontology annotation, molecular function: acetylglucosaminyltransferase activity. The record is from RefSeq and is a predicted model, not a curated record. Lineage: Eukaryota; Viridiplantae; Streptophyta; Magnoliopsida; Solanales; Solanaceae. Bases 1 to 1506 code for a protein of 501 amino acids. The transcript has 3 exons.